Molecule: messenger RNA, 1706 nt
Organism: Pimephales promelas (fathead minnow)
Lineage: Eukaryota; Metazoa; Chordata; Actinopteri; Cypriniformes; Leuciscidae
Gene: ghitm
Product: growth hormone inducible transmembrane protein
Cellular component (GO): mitochondrial inner membrane
Source: RefSeq, a predicted model, not a curated record
CACUCUGGAAGGUUCCGGAAGUUGUUUUACCGUGUGUUGCGUCAGUGGUGAAGACGCAUCUCGAAGGUGAAAUCAGAUAACAGAACAACUGGUUAGCAGACAGUGAUGCUGGUCUCACGGCUGUCAUGCCUGCGCUCGGCUCCUGUGGCUGGGCUCCGGUCAGCCCUCGGUCAGACUCCGUUCGCCCUGCGCAGCUCCUGUCGGCCCCUGAUGAGACCCACACAGGGUUAUUCCACCAAGACGAGACUGGGCUUCCGGCGGAGCAAGACUUCCAGAGAGCAGUUUCAGGAGGCGGCGUUCGAACCCGCUACUGACACCGCUAUUAAAAUGCACACCAUGGGCCGCGUGAUGCUGGCGGGAGGCGCCGCGGUGGGACUGGGAGCGCUGUGCUAUUACGGCUUCGGGAUGUCCAACGAGAUGGGAGCCAUAGAGAAAGCAGUGAUCUGGCCUCAGUACGUGAAGGACAGGAUCCACUCCACAUACAUGUAUUUCUCUGGAAGUGUGUGUUUGACGGCUCUGUCCGCGGUGGCCGUAAGCAGAACGCCGGCGCUCAUGGGACUCAUGAUGAGGGGCUCCUGGAUGGCUAUCGGUGCGACGUUCGCUGCUAUGAUUGGCGCAGGAAUGUUGGUGAGGUCGAUCUCGUACGAGCACAGUCCCGUGCCCAAACACCUGGCCUGGGCCCUGCACGCAGGUGUGAUGGGGGCCGUGGUGGCCCCGCUGGCGCUGCUGGGCGGACCCCUGGUGAUGCGAGCCGCCUGGUAUACCGCAGGCAUUGUGGGAGGUUUGUCGACGGUGGCCAUGUGUGCUCCCAGCGAGAAGUUCCUGAGCAUGGGCGGCCCGCUGGCCGUGGGCUUCGGGGUGGUGUUCGCCUCGUCUCUGGGCUCCAUGUUCCUGCCGCCCACCUCCGCGCUCGGGGCCGGGCUCUACUCCGUGGCCGUCUACGGGGGACUGCUGCUGUUCAGCAUGUUUCUGCUGUACGACACACAGAAGGUCAUCAAGCGUGCCGAGACACACCCUCUCUACGGCGUUCAGAAAUAUGACCCCAUUAAUGCGUGCAUGGGCAUUUACAUGGACACGCUCAACAUCUUCAUGCGGCUUGUGAUGAUCCUGGCCAACGGCGGGAACAAGCGGAAGUAGUUCAACCGGACGAGGCGAGACCACAUGAGAUUGGACUGGAGAAGAUGGAGCUGAAUAUCGUUAAUGUUGCAUUCAUUUGUUUAAAAGCAGAAAAACUUCGGAUUGUGUUCAACUGAAUCGCAUGUCAGACAGUAAAAGGACAGUGAUUUAAUGAUGCGGGUUAGUGCAGAUCUUCUGAGUUCAGCAUUCGGUGGAAUUACAACAAUAUUUCUGUCUAUUUAUUUUACAAAUUAGCUCCCAGCACAGCAAUGCUCGUUUCACGGUGAUUCUUGUGUUCUGAAAGUUUGGCACUCGUGGUUCAAUAAACUUUAAUUGCAUUUGCAAUUUACUACAUCUUAAUUGUUCAGUUUACUGCUUUGCAACAGACAUCGAGCGCCACUUUACGAGACAAUUUACCAACAUCACGCAGGGCUAUUUUUGUCUUUGGGACAGUGUUAUCUAGGGGUGGAAAGAUAUCGCAAUACCAGAAUGCAACAAUCUGUAUUUUGUACAAAUUUACCCAUGAAAAUGUUUGUGUCAGAAAAUGUGUAUUAGUGUCAGUACUACAUUAAACUAAUAUAUAAUGUUGA